Molecule: messenger RNA, 294 nt
Organism: Ilex paraguariensis (yerba mate)
Lineage: Eukaryota; Viridiplantae; Streptophyta; Magnoliopsida; Aquifoliales; Aquifoliaceae
Source: the annotation of a GenBank genome assembly
AUGAUAUGGAUCAUGCACGACUGCAGUGAUGAAGAUUGUAUCAAGAUACUAAAAAAUUGCCGAGAAGCAAUACCAAAAAAAACAGGGAAGAUUGUGGUUUUGCAGCCGGGCGGUUAUGGUCCAUUUGACAAGGUAGGCCUGAUGUUUGAUCUGGUGAUGCUCACCCACUUUUCAGGGAGAAAAGAGAGGACUGAGGUUGCAUGGAAGAAGAUACUAGAGGAAGGAGGCUUUCCAAGUUGCAAGAUCAUCAAAAUCCCAGCACUUCAGUACAUCAUUGAGGCCUUUCCACUGUGA